Messenger RNA from Coregonus sp. 'balchen', 5994 nucleotides. The record is from the annotation of a GenBank genome assembly. NCBI's taxonomy places the organism in Eukaryota, Metazoa, Chordata, Actinopteri, Salmoniformes, Salmonidae.
AUGGCUUGGCAAAGGAACACACUGCUUUUGUUCCUGGCUUGGCCUUGCUUUGCAUUGCCUGCAGCGGGAUUGGAGCGGGUUUCAGAAGAGGCAACCUUUUCCCACCACAACCUUGACACAGAGGAUGAUUAUACCGAAGACAGAGCUGUAGUACAACUUGGAGACCCCGCCAAUUUUGAUUCUAAAGCUGACCGUGAAUUCCAGGUGCAAUUUGAGGAGGUGCCAGAUGCAAAAAAGUGGGUCUCCGUUACCAACGCAGCCCCAGUCAGUGUAGCAGUUCUGUGCAGUGUGGAUCAGUUUGAAGUCACACUGCCAGCUGGUCCAAUGAGUGAAGUCAAAAUUUUGGGUGAGUUAUUUUAUUUAUAGGCUUAUAGAAUUAUCAAAUGCAGUUUGGGUACUUUGCUCAUGCUCAACUUUCCCUACAGGCUCCAACAGUAUGCUCCCUGUUCUUGAAGCCCCAGAAUCCUGUGGAUACUCAUUAAGUCGAGGACAAUACCAGAACACCUUAACUGUCCGCUUUUCAGGCUGCCUUGUCAGUCUUCAGGUAAGGUCUUUGCCCUCUUUCCACUUUGAAAUGAUACACUUUAAUUUUGUAAAUGUGCCAUUGGAGUGACUGUUGCACAUUUCUUGCCACACUGACUCUCUGCAGGCUGGGUGGUACACCUUGAUGGUGUUGUUUGUCAAUGAAGCUGGCAUAAUGGAUGUUUCUACAGUGUCCUGUGCGUCUAGCCCCGUGUCCUCGACCGUAAACCUGCCCCUCUCUGGUCUUCCCAAUGCCCGUGCUGGGCCUCCUUCUUCAAAGUGUUUUAUUGCCACCCCUCAAGAUCCCCCCACGUCUCCUGGUGAGUCUCAUGCAAUGUUCUGGGCCUAGUUUCCCAAAAGCAUCUUAAGGUUAUGUUCAUUGUUAGAACUUUCGUAGGAGGCGUGUUAAAUCUCUGAGCUGUUUCCCAAAACAUCGUUAUUAUGGUUGCACUUAAACGCUGAUAAUUUAAUGCCUACCCCAGACCACUAGAAUAGUUAAGUGCGUCUUUAGAUGCUUUAUUUGCCGUCCUGCAUCACUUUAUACACAAUCACAUGGUUUGUUUCUUUGUGACUGCAGAUAACUUUAGAACAAACUUGCUUAUGUCUUUGCAAGUGAAUCAAGGACUGCAUUAAAAUAUAAAUUGUAAGCUAUUCAUAUUGAAAUGCAUUUAAUUUUCAAUAAUCUUAGUUUAGCUACUGUCUUUUUCAUGGUGUGUAGCCUAAUGUGUUCAAUGAUAUGACAAAUGUUUAUUAUAUUUUUUGGGGGGGAUAAGCAUUAGAAUAAGUCACAAUAUCUGCAUCCGUAGGCGGUAAUGUAUCUAGAAGCUGAUCCGAGCGCAACGCUCCCUUCCUUUCGAUCCUAUCAGUAUCGACACAUGCUCCGAUGACUCACUUAGCUAACGUGUUUUCGGGAAACUCAUGUUACAUCUUCGUCCAUUGUAGGAAAGAUGUUAACACUCCUAAACCUAAAUUCCAUCUGGGAAAUUGGGCUCUUCAAGUGUCUAAAAUGAUCCAUGAUCUCCUAGUUUCCUCACCAUCGAGCUGCAAGAACUGACCAUGCCUUGGCCCGGUUCUUUAUCAGUGGCAUUUAGGCUUGAGUGUUUUAAUGAUGGAUCUUUCCUACAACUGCCGACGAUGUAACAUGCGUUUCCCCCAACGCAGAGAGAAUGGUAGUGUUGUCUGCUAACAUUCUGCUAAUUAUGCUGUGGAGAACAAGGAGUCCGCAUACACUGUACUUUGAUUAUAAAGGUUUAUUUAUAUCAAAGGGUUACAGCUUCAAUUUACAGAUAUCUGCAGACAUCCGGAGAACAGACGACCCAAAUUCUAAAUGUGCUAUUCUCCCCGUCCUUUGUCCCAAACCAUAGUAUAUAUCCUAUGUAAUCUGAUAUGGGUGUUUUCCCCUACAGACCACUCCCAGGAGGCCACCUAACAGACUUCCUCUGCUUUAGGGUGCCCCUCUAAAACUGCUCCCCAGAUGCUUCCCUAAGCUGAAUCAACAUCCUCUAAGCUACCAUUUGCCAACGUUAACAAAGUCAUAAAUUCCUUAGAUACCACAGUAGCUAAGUGCAUCAUUGGAGCAUAUGUCAAUACGGAUAGGAUUGAAAGGGAGCGCUGCUCCGCUUUCUCCAUUCAAAUCUGAAGUUGAUGUAUACUGACGACUAAUCAGCUCCUAGAAAUUAUCACCUUCAUGGCUGCAAAUAUUGAGGUGGCUUACCCUAUAUUGCUCUAAAUCAGAUUUGGCACAUAUUACAUGACUCUAGCAUACAAUCAGCAAAAUGGAAUUCGAUUGACCAACUUGAAGUUGAUAUGAUUGGAAUAUAGCCCACUUUUUUUUUUUAUGCAGUCACCCCGUUCAUUUGAAGUUGGCUUUUAUACUUUGCUUGUUUGUAACAAUUGCAAAGACAAGGUCACAAACAUUUUUUUAAACUGCUUGAUUUUUAUGUUUUAGGAGAUUGUGUGCUGUGGAAGGGCAAACGCAUCUAACACUUAGCUGUUCUAGUGGUCUGAGGCAGUCAGUAAAUUAUCAUUUUCAAGUAACUUUAGUGAUGGUUUUGUGCAACUGCUCCGAUUUAACAAUGCUCCUACGACGGUUCUAACGAUUAACUUAGCCUUCAUUUGAGUCUUUGAAACGGGGCCCUGGUCAUUCUGACCAGUUCAGAGGCUCUAUUGAAACUUAUAUUUUCCAAAUUGUGAGAACAUCUACUCCAGUGCCUCAGAUGGACUUCUGGUCAUUUGAGUCUUUACAGCUAUUACUGAACCAAUAUAAACGCAGCAAUUUUACUGAGUUACAGUUCAUAUAAGGAAAUCAGUCACUUGAAAUUGAUUCAUUAGGUCCUAAUCUAUGGAUUGCACAUGACUGGGCAGGGGUGCAGUCAUGGGAGGGCAUAGGCCCAUCCACUGGGGAGCCAGGCCCAGCCAAUCAGAAUGAGGUUUUCCCCACAAGCGCUUUAUUACAGACAAAUACUCCUCAGUUUCAUCUGCUAUCCGGGUGGCUGGUCUCAGAUGAUCCCGCAGGUGAUGAAGCCGGAUGUGGAGGUCCUAGGCUGGUGCGGUUACACCUGGUCUGUGGUUGUGAGGCAGGUUGGACAUACUGCCUAAAACGAUGGUGGCUCAUGGUAGAGAAAUUAACAUUACAUUCUUUGGGAACAACUAUGGUGACCAUUCCUGCAGUCAGCAUGCCAAUUACAGGCUCCCUUGACUUGAGACAUCUGUGGCAUUGUGUUGUGACAACAGUACAUUUUUUGUGGCCUUUUAUUGUACCCAGCACAAGGUGCACCUGUUUAAUCAGCUUCUUGAUAUGCCACACCUGACAGUUGGAUGGAGUAUAUCGGCAAAGGAGAAAUGCUAAGUAACAGGGAUGUAAACAAAUUUGUGCAUAACAUUUGAGAGAAAUUAGCUUUUUGUACAAAUAUAAAAUUUCUGGGAUCUUCUGCUCAUGAAACAUUGGACCAACACUUUACAUGAUGUGUUUUAUAUUUUUAUUCAGUAUAAUUAGGUGGCUACUGAUCCUCAGGAAAUGCCACUUACAACGGUUUUUGUAUUUCAGGCUGCAGUAUUCCCCAGAACCAGCACGUGGCUUGUGGUUCCACUGGAAUCUCGUCCUCCCAGUGUUUGGUGAUGGGUUGCUGUGUGGAUUUGGCCACUUCCACCUGCUUCUACCCAAUGGAUGGUAAAUACUCCCAUUUCACACAGCAAGAUUAUGUUUGAUUUUGAAUAGUGAGGACUGAUGUGUAUUGCUCUCCCUUCCCAGAAUGCACUGCAGACAAACAGUUUGUCUUUGCCGUUCACCAUGACAUCACCACUUUCCCUGUGGAUCCCACCAAACUUGUAGUUGCUGGGAAGUCUAGCUGUGGCCCAGUCAUUGUCAAUGACAAGUUUGUGGUCUUCAAAUUCUCAGUCACUGAAUGUGGAACUCACUUUUAUGUAAGUGUACAAUCAUAUUAUGCCCUCCUAGUGUGGAUCCCGACAAUUACAUUCAUUGUUUUGCUCUUCAUUAGGAAAUUGGUGAGACUGUGAUCUACACAGCAGAGGUACAGACGGUCGUCCGAUCCCUUAACCUGAAAUAUGGCAUAAUCUCCAGAGACAACCCCCUCAGGUAAAUGGGCAUUGCUUAUUGGGCGAGUCCAGUUAGUCUGUCUUCAGUUUGGACUUUAAUGAACAUCUCCACAUCCCAGGGUUGUUAGACUCAAUGUCUACACCUUUUUUAAGAUCUACAUUUCUAUCUUUGCUACAUGCCUCUGUCCUAAUAUUCCUAUAUAUUGAGCUGAUUCACCAGUCCAUUAAUACACUGAGUUACUUAACUUAAGAUCUUAACUUCAAAUAUUGGUGUUGGAAAAUGACAUGUUCUUGGCACUUUGAGAAAGUAAUUUAAUCUCUCUAAUUGAGGAGUCAUUAAAUGCACCUGCUGAGAUUGACUAGUACCACAUGUCUGUCUCUAGAAUCAUGGUUGAGUGCCGCUACUCUAAAGCUCUGGGUACCCUGCCAGCAGUGGCGAGUGUGGGCUACAUGGUGAAAAGCCCCAGUUUCAGAUUCCCUUCAAAGGUGACAUCCAAGGGGCUGUUUGGCGUCCAACUCAGGAUUGCUGAAGGUAUCUGGCUGUUAACAUGCAAACACUCAAUUGCUGGAACAUAAUGGUCAACUGUCCCAUGCUGACAUUAAUCAUUGCUGAAUUUGGUGUAUGAAGACAAAAACCCAACCCCCUGACUUGCUAUUUUACCCCCACCAGACAAAACCUAUGCCAAGUACUACAAGCAGCACCAUCAGCCCCUCCGUCUCCUCCUGGGCAAACUUGUGUAUCUAGAAGUACGUCUGACUUCUCCAAAGCCAGAGGCAACACUCUUGGUCAACUACUGUCUAGCUUACCCCCGCUCUGCCAAGAAUGUUCUGGUGCUCGUUCACGAAGGGUAAGCACUGCAAUGACUUGGUGUGUGACUAAUUUGCCUAAUGUUGUACUGCAGAUUGUGUAUUGGUGGGCUACCUUGCUCUUGAAGCACCAUUGCAUGUUACUAUAGAGGCUGAAACUCUGGCUUGGCUGGACUCUCUAAUGUUCCCUUGAUUUUGGCAUUAAGGCCCUUUAUCUAUUUACCCAGAGUCAGAUUAACUUGUGGAUACUUUGUCUGUGAAUGCAGUUUGAAGGAAAUUGCUAACUAGCUUUAGCACAGUGAUGAAGUCUAUAGGUAUCUGCUAGCAUUGGCUCAUGACACUACUGGACACAUAGGCAGACAAAUGGUAUCCAAGUUCAUCUGACUCGGAAGUAGAUAAAGGGCCUCAUUGCCAAAAUCCUGAAGUAUCCCUUGAAUUAUGGUGUGGAAGAAACUUUGCCCCAUCCAAUGUGUCGCCCUUUCCCUAGCCAAAGCAUGACCGACAUUUAGGCCAGAACUCCUUAUACCAAGGGUAUUCAACUCUUACCCUACGAGGUCCAGAGCCUUCUAGUUUUCUGUUCUACCUGAGAAUUAAUUACACCCACCUGGUGUCCCAGGUCUAAAUCAAUGCCUGAUUAGUGGAACUAGGGGGGGGGGGGCUGAGAUCCAGAGUUUAGUUUGAGGGCCUUACACUGUGAAGAUUUAGUUGUCAUUGAGUUCUCUUGCUCAAUUUCUCCCCUCUAGGUGCGCCAACCCUCAGGACCCCAGAAUCUCCAUCCUUAAAUUCAGCAACCUGCCACAGAAGCGCCACCAGCGUCGCUUCAUGGUCCAAGCAUUCCAGUUCAUGGAUCAACACACCAACAAGUAUCUGGAUGAGGAGGUGAGGAAGCAGAAUUGGGACUGGGAUUUGCAUCUUGAUUCCCUGCAUUGGUGUAUGUCACAUGGCAAAUUAGGCUUUUUAUUUGUGAGCUGCACAAAGUCUGUCGCAACAAGCUUAGUUGGUAUUGAGUCCCACUUCAUUCCUCCCCACCAGAUCUACUUCAUGUGCUCUACUGAAGUGUGUAUGCCUACAGAAAAAACCUGUGAAGAGCGCUGCUUUGAUGGAAUUAGG